This is a messenger RNA of Micropterus dolomieu (smallmouth bass), 3855 nucleotides long. RefSeq names its product potassium calcium-activated channel subfamily N member 2 (gene kcnn2). Lineage: Eukaryota; Metazoa; Chordata; Actinopteri; Centrarchiformes; Centrarchidae. Bases 77 to 2134 code for a protein of 685 amino acids. Gene Ontology annotation, molecular function: calmodulin binding; small conductance calcium-activated potassium channel activity. The record is from RefSeq and is a predicted model, not a curated record. Gene Ontology annotation, cellular component: neuron projection; neuronal cell body; plasma membrane. The transcript is spliced from 9 exons. Gene Ontology annotation, biological process: potassium ion transmembrane transport.
CCUCCCGUAAGUACCAUAACGCCCUUCGUCGGGUGUUCUGUGGUACCCGACUGCUGCUUUAAACGGCAGCACUGACAUGGAAACCCCAUUGCAGCUGCAGAACGAUUUCUUUCCAGAGCGGCAGUUCCAGCACUGUAAGUACCAGCACUACUGCGGGCGGGAGGAUCGGGUCGGCAAGCAGCACGACCAAUGCUGCACCUGCAAUAACUGCACCUGUGAUGCGAGAAAAAGCCUCGUCUUUCGCGGGACGUCGCCGACCACUGUGGGAACUUUAAGGACACCUUCGGAAACGUCUUCGAGACAAGGCUGCCAGUACAGCGUCUGCGAGUUCACACCCUCUAGUCAUGGUAGUUUAUCCAGGCAUCAUCAUCCUCACCAUCAGCAACAGCAUUGCCGCGAUCGGCAGCGGGGCAGCCUGGGCAGCAGCCACAAAGACAGUAACUCCUACAAUGAAAUAGCCAUGAGCAGCUGCAGAUAUAACGGCGGCGUAAUGCGGCCGCUGAGCAACUUGAGCUCGUCCCGCAGAAACAUACACGAGUUUGAUUCCGAGUCCCAGCCGCUGCAGCCCAUAUCAGCUGCAGAUGCGUCGGACACUUUAGUAUCCAAGCCGGAGAAUAAUUCCACCACCCUGAUGCCUUACGCAUCGGGAGACGGAGGGGGAGGCUGCGGCCACAGCGGCGGUAAAUCGGGUAAAAAGAAGAACCAGAACAUUGGGGAAAAGCUCGGACACAGGAGGGCCUUGUUUGAGAAAAGGAAGCGGCUGAGCGACUAUGCUUUAAUCUUUGGGAUGUUUGGGAUCGUUGUUAUGGUUAUAGAGACUGAACUCUCAUGGGGAGCUUAUGGAAAGGAGUCCCUGUAUUCAUUAGCUCUAAAAUGCCUGAUAAGCCUUUCUACAAUCAUUCUCCUGGGGCUGAUUAUCAUAUACCAUGCAAGAGAGAUCCAGUUAUUUAUGGUGGACAACGCAGCUGAUGACUGGAGGAUAGCCAUGACAUAUGAGCGCAUCUUCUUCAUCUGCCUGGAGAUCCUGGUGUGCGCCAUUCACCCCAUCCCAGGGAAUUACACCUUCACCUGGACGGCACGCCUGGCCUACUCCUACGUGCCAUCCAAGACGGAUGCGGAUGUGGACAUCAUCCUGUCCAUCCCCAUGUUCCUGCGGCUAUACCUCAUUGCUCGUGUCAUGUUGCUGCACAGCAAGCUCUUCACUGACGCCUCGUCCCGCAGCAUCGGUGCACUCAACAAGAUUAACUUUAAUACACGCUUUGUGAUGAAGACCCUCAUGACCAUCUGUCCCGGCACUGUGCUGCUGGUCUUCACCAUCUCGCUGUGGAUCAUCGCUGCAUGGACUGUGAGAGCUUGCGAGAGGUACCAUGACAACCAGGACAUAACCAGCAACUUUCUAGGAGCCAUGUGGUUGAUUUCAAUCACAUUUCUUACCAUUGGAUAUGGGGAUAUGGUCCCAAACACAUACUGUGGGAAAGGAGUCUGCCUCCUGACUGGCAUAAUGGGCGCUGGCUGCACUGCCUUGGUGGUGGCUGUGGUGGCAAAGAAACUGGAAUUAACCAAAGCUGAAAAACACGUCCACAAUUUUAUGAUGGACACCCAGCUAACAAAAAGAGUGAAAAACACAGCUGCGAAUGUUCUCAGGGAGACGUGGCUCAUCUAUAAGAACACCAAACUGGUGAGGAAGAUGGACCACGCCAGAGUCAGGAAGCACCAGAGGAAAUUUCUCCAAGCCAUUCACCAGGCUCAGGUGGUAAUUUAUUGGGUUCUGAAUGGUCUUGUGUUCAGAUUGAGAAGUGUUAAAAUGGAGCAACGCAAGCUGAAUGACCAAGCAAACUCACUAGUGGACCUUGCUAAGACUCAGAACAUCAUGUAUGACAUGAUAUCGGACUUGAAUGAGAGAGGAGAGGACAUGGAGAAGAGGAUCGCCCUGCUGGAGACAAAGCUGGAGACGCUACUGAGUAACUUGCAGGCUCUGCCAGGUCUCAUCAGCCAGGUCAUCAGCCAGCAGCACAGGGACUUCCUGGAGGUGCAGCUCCAGCCUUAUGACAAACACAGCCCUGAGCGCUCACAGUCAGUGUCCCGGCGGAGGUCGUCCUCCACAGCACCGCCCACCUCCUCCGAGAGCAGCUAGAGUCCAAGGGGAAUGCCUCCAAUGAAGACUUUUGCCAUCAUAUGGCCGAGUUGCAUUUAUCGUAAAGCCUUAUGGUUUCAAUAAGUAUUAUCCAAAUUCUGAUGACAGAAUCCAAGAUACUAGGGACAAUGCAUUUUAAUGGAUAACUUCAUGCUGUUAUUUGUUUUUUAUUACCUCAAAAGAUGUUGUUAUCCUUGCUCUGGUGACAUGACCACAAAUAAUGGCACUUCCCUCAGUAGAAACUAAAAGGCCUAUCGAUGGGGCUAUGAUAAGAGCUCUACUCCAUCUCUAUGCAGAGAUAGCCAGUUUUAGGUGGCAAGGUUACCAUGUGUGAAACUAUUGCACUAAAAUAGUGCUUCUCACAGACUUUGUGCUUCUGCUGGCUUGAUUCAGUUGCCGUGUUCCUCAAAGAAAACUGAGAAACCACUGAGAAAUUAGUCAGGGAGCAUGACAGUGAUAUUGAGGAAAAGUGCUGUGUUUGAUGGACUGGACUGACACCAGAAGGCAGAUGAAAAUCGCUCCUACACACUGUCACUCAGAGAUAACUUAAAAAGCUUGAAAUGAGGAAAAAAAGCAUAUAUCUUUUAGGUUAGAAACAGCAUCAACUAUAGCGAUUUUCUUUUGCAGAGUGCCCCUGUAGAAUGACUAUUUUUGGGGCGACGUUGCAAAUAAUUUAAUCCUCUAGUCAAACUGAAUGCAUCAAGAUCUGUACUUGCACUUACUUUUUAAUCAAUGCACUUCAAUGCUGACUGACGUAUGAUAUAAAGAUGCGUUGCUCAUUAAAAGAAGAACAUUUGAGAUGUUUGGGCAUGGGUUUAUUAUUGUCAAUUCUCAAGUUGUGGGUAGUGUUGAUGAAUCCAAUCAAAGCCCUUUUUCUGUUCUCCACAAAGAAGCAUUAACUUAGACUUGUAGAGGUCUACGGAAAAGUAUUGAGUGAUCACAAACUCAGUAAUUACCCCUUGUCUUGCUGUGUCUCACCUCCUGCCCUCCCUUCCUGUGCUAUUUAUGCUUGCUGUCACCCCAGCUGGGCAACAAUAAAUGCUGAACCACAACUUGUUGAAACCAUAUCUACCUUUUAAAAAGAAAAUGCCUAUUUUUAUAUAUUUUGAUGAGGACAAGCACACCUCCUACAACUAAACAAACAAUGGGGAUGUUUGAAGUGACAGAUUCAGCAUAUCUAGCACAUGGUUUAAUAUCUUGGACUGGAGUUAAGGUACAUAAAUUCAUCUAUUAUAGACUAUUUAAAAAUUGCAUUAUUCUUCAGAUUGCAUUUAUUUUUUACAGCAAAUGCUUUAGAUGACACUGUUGGCUGAGCUGGAAGAGCAAUGCUGGUAAAUUUACCUACAGUGGCUGGCAUUUAUUAGGUAAUUUUUAUUAGGUUUUAAUGUCAAAAAUCAAAUUAAGAUAUUUAAAUUUGAUUGAAAUUUCCUCUUUGGCCUUUCAUACAGUCGGCCUCCAUAUUAACUGUGUGAAAAGCCCUGUUGUGGCCAAUACACACUCUGGACAUUAUUAUUCACCAUAUGGACAUAGUUGUUUAUGCAACUGUUUCAAGGUUCACAGAACAUAUGGGUCAGAGGAGAUCUGGUCAAAUCAGCAGCACUGAUAUUGUUCAACCAGCCAACCUAAUAACCAACAAUUGUCAAUCAGAUGGUCAACAAUAAUGACAGAUGUUCAGUCCACAAACUUCAGCAACAUAGAAACCAACAAGAGAUUAUACUGUA